AUGUUACUUCAGAACUUACGAAAGUUAGGUGUCACGAACAUUAUCUUGCGACAGUUCCAUACUUCGAUAAGACAAGUUCUUGAGAGUAAAGAGCCGUUCAUCGUCAAUUUUCACGCUAGUUGGUGUGGACCAUGUAGAAUUCUAGAACCACGACUAGAAAAGCUAAUUGCUGAAUAUAACAAAGAUGUAAAAACAUCUUCUGGUGAUCAACAUAUUACAUUGGCAAAAGUCGACGUUGAUAAGAUGAAUGAAUUGAGUAUUCAAUACAACGUUACAGCGGUGCCAACAGUAGUGGCUAUUAAAAAUGGUAAAGAGAUCAAUCGCUUCACUGGACUUAUCGAUGAGGAUAGAAUUCAAACGAUCUUCGAUCAACUUAAUCGAUAA
Adineta ricciae is the source of this 384-nucleotide messenger RNA. The record is from the annotation of a GenBank genome assembly. Lineage: Eukaryota; Metazoa; Rotifera; Eurotatoria; Adinetida; Adinetidae.